AUGAGUACUCAAAGUCGUACUCAGAGUACUUAUUACUCACUCAUGAGUACUCAGGUGAGUACUCAACAUUUUGUAACAAAAGAUCGUAAAGUUCUUAAAAAUCCUGAUCUUUCUAGAUCUGGCUAUUUAAAAAUCCCAUUAUCAAUUACUCAGGAUUUAACGUCGAACACGUUAGAAACAUACAAAAAUGUUAUUGAACAGUUGACCGAACUUGUGGUAUUACCGAUUGAAUUAAAUUCCGAAAAUGAAUUUUUUUUAGUCAAAUUCAAUGGAUCAAAAAUUCCUAAAGCCUAUGUUAAACGAAACGAUAUUGAAUAUUCAUAUGCUCCUGUAGAACACAAAUUAGCAGUACAAAUCAAUAAAAAUAGAAAAAAAUUUGCAAACGAAUUUCCUACCGAUAAAGAGGAAAAAUUAGACAAUAUUAUAAGUAAGUUGAAUCAACCGGACAGAAGAGGAAAGAUUAGUAAGACAAAGUUGUGAGAUACACCAAUAACUCUUCUAUAUCUACUCACUUCACUCAUUUUGCAAAUUAUCGGGGAAAAAUCACUUUAAGCCUGAAAAGCCACUUAAAGGGCGGCGGACGAUUUCUGCAAGAAAAUGACCUUAUCUAUUUUUGAGAAAAUAAUGAAUGGAACCGAACCGUUCGUUAUUUAGUAUUAAUGCAGAUCUUUCUUCAUAUUUGCUGUAGCUAUUAUCUUCUAGGAGAAAAACUGAUAAUGCACGUGCAUUAAUGGUUUUGAGAGCACCGUGAAUAAAAGUCGCGAAGUUAUGUACUAUUCAACGUAUAAAUACUGGACGGUAUACUUUCUAAAAAGCUGAUGUAUUUGAAACACGUUAAAUUCUGCAGUUUUCUAUAUCAUAAACAUUUCCGGUUCGAUUUUAUGUAUAUUCUUCGACAGUAUUUGUUCAAUACAUCUACGAAGGCAAAUUUUCAAAUAAUGUGUUAUAGCUCAUUUUAUAGUUUUUUUCAAUUCUACAUUUUUUUGUGUUUAAACCAUUCCGGGUCUGAGUGCACUGGCAAAACUAUAUGCAAUGAGGGUCACAUAUAUGGGUCAAUUCAAUACAGAUAUAUUUAUUAGAUAUUCGUCUUAAGAACAAAUGGCGUCGGACAAUCAACUCUUACAAAUACACGAAAACGUUUCUAAGUUCAAAAAAUAUUUUAUUACGACUUAGUUUUGAAAAAAGAACAUGCAUUGAUCAUUCCCCAGUGUGGAGAGAUUGUCUUCCCAUUUUAAAAAGUUUUCUAAGUAGCGUAGUUCACUAGAUCACAUUGUGCACAUUUUGUAAAAAAAUGACUAAACAAAAAUAAAAUAAAAUCCCCGUAAAAACAUAUAAUGUCUGUCGACAAAAUUAGAAUUUAUCAAAUCUUUUAUUGCACCGACAUGAUGAUAUUUUUAUACAGCUAAAUAAUAUUGCACAUAAUAGUUGCUUAUACAAUAAAUAUUUCUUUCUCUGCUGAUUAUGUAAAUAAAAAAUUGAAUAUUUCGCAUAAUAGUAUGUUGAAUAAAUUAACUUUCUCUUAAAUUUUUCAACUGUUUAUGAUACAAAAAAUUAAAUGAAUAAAUUAUAAAUUUGUGAUCAUGUUUCCUAGUUCUCAACUUUCUCGUACUCAAGUUUCCUCGUGCCCAAUUUUUCUGGCACCCACAUUUCCUCGUGCUCAUCUUUCAUCCACCUGUUAGUUCAACUUUUUCUCUCUACAGCAUCCUGAUGGUGGUUAGUGAGUCUGCUGGAUCUAUAUACAACAAUGUUUACUCUAUCAUAAUCCGUUUUGUAAACCUUGUACUUUUGCAAACUGCGACCAAGUACCUUCAGUUAUCGAUUUUAGCGACAUUCGAACAUUUCAAGCAAUAGUUUUUCACGAAAUCAUAGCAAACGAUAUAUCUAUUGUAGAAUGAUAGAAUUUAUGGUCGAAAUUUUUCUGAAAAGCUGAAAUGAUUGAGGCAAAACUUUCAGUUAAUCACUUGUCAGACCAUCUUUUCAUCAUUAUUUUAUUUUUCUACAUCUCACUCAUUCUAUUAUUCGGCAUUGCUUAGCCUUCUAAAAUUAUGCCUGACGCUACAGAUAACUUUCUAAAAGUUACAAAAAUUACUUUACAAUAGAUUGUUAAGAAGACAAAUCAGAUUCACAAAUAUUUCGGAAGUAUUCGAAGACACUAGUAAGAAUGUUCUAUUCUCUGUAGGGUAAUUAAAAAUUUCGACACAAUUUUUUCACGAUAUUUUAUAAAUGGUUGGAGAAAGCGCAUUGAGUUGCCUAGAAAAAAGUGGUUUUUGCUUUUACAAAACGACUUUUGUGAGAGAAAGUUUAAGAAAAAGUAAAAUUUUAAAACUCGUUGUCAAACGAUUAAUACUGAUGAGCUUCCCUACAUCUGAUGUAGCGUAUUACAUGGAAAGGGAAAAUUUUAAAUUAAAAUUUUAAAAAAUUUAAAACCCGGUGGUGAUAUAUUAUUUAUCAUGUGCCAUAAUUCUUUGUUAUCGACUUUUUAUAAGAUUAUUUACUCACAUGUCAAUGAUUUCUUUUUAAUAGAGUAACUCUUUUUUAAAGCUUCAUGUAUUUUAGCUAAAAUCCUGUAUUUUUUGAAUAAAACUUUUAUGGAUUUUCCACUAAAACCUUUCGGUUUUCGGUAAACAAAAAAGAACGGAACCCUUCCCCGUAACUACGCAAGAUUCUUCAGCAACAGCACAAAAAGCGGAAAACUGCAUCGUUUGGCACGUUUUCAGUUGAUCUACAGUUCGAUAAACAAAGUUUUUGACCGCCUUGAAUAGACAUUUGGCUUCAGAAAAAGAGAUAGAUUGGCAUCAGAUAUGGAAUAGAAAAUGAGAAAGAGAAAGAAAAAAACUAUACUUAUACAAUAAAGUCGACUGAGUGAAACGAUAGGGAGACUUAUUCUGUUUGGUUUCGAGCGUUGACUAGCUAAAUUCUUCUUUCUUUCUUUCUUUAAGUCGACAGAGUGAAACUCAAGGAGACUUAUUGCUUUUUGAUUCGAAAGCUCAUAGAUCGUAGAUGAUACAAAUGAAGUUAGUUUUCGGAUAUGUGCUGUAGUUACGCUGUAAUUAGCCCUACAAAACGAGUAUAUUUUUCAGAAAACUCGAUCGUUUUCUGUUAGAUAAUUAAUCGUCACGUGAUACCCUUCGUACACUGUUAGAAAUCUGUGUUCUUCCGUUCUUUGGAGAACAUGGUGAAGAACACGAAUGUGUUCUUUGAAAACUGAAGAACAGAAUAUAUGUUCUUCAGCCUAUUUUCGCGUUUUUGUUCUUCAGU
This is a messenger RNA of Didymodactylos carnosus, 3258 nucleotides long. NCBI's taxonomy places the organism in Eukaryota, Metazoa, Rotifera, Eurotatoria, Philodinida, Philodinidae. The record is from the annotation of a GenBank genome assembly.